Phyllopteryx taeniolatus (common seadragon) is the source of this 3799-nucleotide messenger RNA. RefSeq names its product valyl-tRNA synthetase 2, mitochondrial (gene vars2). Gene Ontology annotation, biological process: valyl-tRNA aminoacylation. Gene Ontology annotation, cellular component: cytosol. Bases 402 to 3692 code for a protein of 1096 amino acids. NCBI's taxonomy places the organism in Eukaryota, Metazoa, Chordata, Actinopteri, Syngnathiformes, Syngnathidae. Gene Ontology annotation, molecular function: valine-tRNA ligase activity; ATP binding; aminoacyl-tRNA deacylase activity. The record is from RefSeq and is a predicted model, not a curated record. The transcript has 29 exons.
UGUCGUCCGUUCACUCAAAAUAGACCGUCGUCAAACAGCAUUCUUAUGUUGACAUGAAGUAUUUUAUUAGGUUGUUUUUUUUUAGCUUACGAAAUAUGUUCAAGUUGCAUGUUGAUUGCGGGACUAUGCUAACGUAGCGUUUAUAAGCAUAACUAGUAACAUUAAAGAAAUGCGGAAUUUACACGGAAGAGGGAUUUAAAGGUCGUUGAAGGCGUUUCUCAGAGCUUUGAAAACACAUCCUGUAAAUAUGAAGAGUCGGCUCAGAUAAACAUACUGCUUACAUUUCAAACGUAUUGCUGAUUUUCAAUUUCUUUGUUUUAAAAUUAUAUUUUAAUACAAAAAAAAUAUAUAUAUAUAUAUAUAUAUAUAUAUAUACCGGCUCCGUGUGUAGCUUGUCAUUCAUGAUGUGGAGGGUAGGUCCUGUUUUAAGGCUCGCGCGGAGAGAAGCCGUCAGACUCUGUUCCAGUCACUCGCGCAAGCCUUCAACAUUGUCCGCCUCCAAGUCCAACUCAAAUUCUCGUCUUCAAGUUGAAAAACUGAAGCGGAAGAAAAACAGGGAGAACGCCAUAUUGUUCACUCAACACCUUACUGCUGAAGAGGACCUUAUCAAAUGGAGUGCGAAGGAGAGAAUUCUCUACACUGCUCCUACAUCACGUGGAGCAAAGAAAGAUACAAGCUUGGCGUUCCCAUCCUCAUACAGCCCAGAGUAUGUGGAAUCCAGCUGGUAUCAAUGGUGGGAGAAGGAAGGAUUCUUCAGCCCCGAGCACCAUGACAUUCAGGAGUUAUCUCAUGCGGUGGAUCAGAACUUCUCUUUGUGUAUACCGCCACCAAACGUGACAGGGACUCUGCAUCUGGGCCAUGCUCUGACUGUAGCAAUAGAAGAUGCUUUAGUUCGAUGGAGAAGGAUGCAGGGCCAAAGAGUACUAUGGGUCCCUGGCUGUGACCACGCUGGUAUAGCAACACAGAGUGUAGUGGAGAGGAUGCUGCUUCGAGAACAAGGGAAGUGCAGGCGAGACUUCACAAAAGAGGAGUUUUUACAGGAGGUUUGGAAAUGGAAAAAUGAGAAAGGAGAUGAGAUAUAUCACCAGCUGAGGACACUUGGCGCUUCCUUGGACUGGAGUAGAGCCUGUUUCACCAUGGAUAAAGGUUUCAGUAAGGCAGUAACUGAGGCCUUCGUCCGUCUAUGUGACGCUGGUCUGAUCUAUCGCUCGGAGGGUCUCGUCAAUUGGAGUUGUGCUCUGGAGUCCGCCAUCUCAGACAUAGAGGUUGAUUUGAAGGAACUAUCUGGGAAAACUAUGCUGUCUGUACCUAGCUAUGGACAUGAAGUGGAGUUUGGAACCAUGCUCACCUUUGCAUACCCGAUAGAUGGUCACAGUGGAGAGAUAAUGGUCUCAACAACUCGUCCAGAGACAAUGCUGGGAGAUGUGGCCAUAGCGGUUCACCCUGAUGAUCCUCGAUACCAGGAUUUUCAUGGAAAGCAAUGCCGCCACCCCUUCAAUGACAGACUGCUGCCGAUUGUCACUGAUAACAUUGUGGCCAUGGAGCUCGGCACAGGUGCAGUGAAGGUUACUCCUGCUCAUGACCACACAGACUUUUUGUUGUCACAGAGACACAGUCUGCCACGCCUCACUGUGAUUGGAGGAGAUGGGAAGAUGACUCCGCUCUGUGGACAAUGGCUGGAGGGGGUGAAGCGGUUUGAUGCCAGACAGCUCGUAGUGAAUGCUUUGGUUGAGAAAAAGCUGUUCAGAGGAAAGAAGGAGCACGCCAUGACCUUACCUAUUUGCAGCCGCUCAGGGGAUGUCCUCGAGCCUCUUCUAAAGAAGCAAUGGUUUGUUCGCUGCCACGGAAUGGCUCAAAAAGCUAUACAGGCUGUUGACCAGGGUCAGCUGGAAAUCGUCCCUCCCUUUUACACCAAAACAUGGAAGAACUGGCUGUCCAACAUCAGUGAUUGGUGCAUUUCCAGGCAGCUGUGGUGGGGGCAUCAGAUCCCUGCUUACACAGUGGAAUUUCCUCCCUCUACUGACAAACAAGAGGACCAAUGGGUCUGGGGAAGGAAUGAGGAUGAGGCCCGUCAGAGAGCUUCUGUCAAAUACGGAGCGAAACCACAGGACAUCAGUUUGACUCAGGACUCCGAUGUUCUGGACACCUGGUUCUCUUCUGCGCUGUUUCCUUUCGCCAUGUUGGGCUGGCCUCAACAGACUAGAGAUUUUCAGCGUUUCUACCCAAAUUCCAUCCUGGAGACGGGCAGUGACCUGAUCUUCUUUUGGGUGGCGAGGAUGGUCAUGCUGGGCACAGAGCUGACAGGCCAGUUGCCUUUUAAGCAGGUUCUGCUUCACUCUUUGGUGAGGGAUAAACAUGGUAGGAAAAUGAGUAAAUCCUUGGGAAAUGUCAUCAACCCCUUGGAUGUAAUUUAUGGAGUCUCCUUGGAGAGGCUUCAACAGAAAGUUAAAGAGGGGAACCUCGACCCCAGGGAGCAGGCGAUUGCCAUGGAAGCUCAGAGGAAAGACUUCCCUCAGGGGAUCCCUCAGUGCGGAACUGAUGCUCUGAGAUUUGCCCUUUGCUCUCACAAAAUUAUGGGAGAAGACAUCAGUCUAUCAAUCUCACAGGUUUUGAACUGUAGACAUUUCUGUAAUAAAGUGUGGCAGACGCUGAGAUUCACUCUCGGCGUGCUGGGGGACAACACUACACCAGUGGGGACCCUAGAGGAGGUGUCUCAUUUGAGUAGCAUGGACCAGUGGAUCUGCUCCCGACUCUACAGUACAGUAGCAGAAAUAGAGAAGGCCUUUGAAGAAUAUGAGCUGCACACUGUCACUGCUGCUUUGUACUCCUUCUGGGUCCACAACCUGUGUGAUGUCUAUAUGGAGAGUGUGAAACCUGUGCUACAGGAGCAAAAUGAAGGAACAGGGGUCACGCAGAAUAACAGCAAAGUGAGACCAGCAGCAAGUGUCGUCCUCUAUCACUGUGUGUCUUUGUCUCUGGCCCUCCUCUCCCCAAUCAUGCCCUUCCUGACUGAGGAACUGUGGCAGAGACUCCAGCCAUUCAGAACUGAAGCUGCAGCCGCCCAGAGGAGCCUGUGUGUCCAGCCUUACCCCCGCUCGUCUCAACUGAAACACUGGCAUUUCCCAGAAGAGGAAAGAGAUUUCCUCCUGGUGCAGGAAGUGAUCCGAGUGGCUCGCUCCCUUAGGGCUCAGUGUGGUUUGACCAAAGAAAAGCCUGACAUGUGGGUGGUAUGUUCACACAGUCAGGCCCAGAUUCUCCUUCACUUUGGAUCUGCUGUUUGGACUUUGAGCCGAGUCUCCCGCAUCAAUAUCUACUGUCCUGAAAGAGCUCUCUCCGCUGUCUCUUCCACUCCCCCACCCAAAGGCUGCCUUGUAGGUGUUGUGGACCACACGUGUCAGCUGCACCUUCAUCUUCAGAGUGCCAUGAACAUUGACAAACAAAUGGCCCAGCUCACCAAACGUCGAAGCAAGCUUGCCCCCAAACUGGAUGAGAUCCUCCGCAAAAUCCAAUCUCCACACUACCUAACCAAAGUCCCAGCACACAUCAGGGAGCAGAUGGACAAUAAGAUUUCAGCCUUUCAGCAGGAGUUGAAGACUAUUGAUGAUCAUCUGAAGGUGCUGCAAAUGACAGAAUAUCACACCAGCAGCUAUUCCAGUGAUGGUGUUGAUCAGUAUCAUACACAAAGUUCUUGAGAGCACAUGAACGCAAAAGAAGAAAAAUCAUGACAUAAGAGCAGAAGUACUUGGGUGUAUAAUUAAUAAUAUUGAAAAAAUAUAAUAAUUAAAAAAUAUAUAUAUUA